Messenger RNA from Spodoptera littoralis (African cotton leafworm), 450 nucleotides. NCBI's taxonomy places the organism in Eukaryota, Metazoa, Arthropoda, Insecta, Lepidoptera, Noctuidae. The record is from the annotation of a GenBank genome assembly.
AUGGAGGCUUUAUUCGCAAUACCUUUCUCAGUUCUUGAAGUUCCUAAUAUUAAAAUUAAAAAGCCGACAUGGCUACAACCUCCGUCUGCCAUGACAACCUUCUCUUUCGUGCUUCUUUCAUACUUCUUAGUGACCGGAGGUAUUAUAUACGACGUGAUUGUGGAGCCUCCGAGCGUGGGUUCAACGACCGACGAACAUGGGCACAGUAGGCCGGUCGCCUUUAUGCCUAAUCGAGUGAACGGACAAUAUAUCAUGGAAGGAUUGGCUUCCAGCUUCCUCUUCUCGCUCGGUGGCCUUGGAUUCAUCAUCCUGGACCGCACACACAACCCCUCCACCCCCAAAUUGAACAGGAUCUUGUUAAUCUCAGUAGCCUUCCUAUGUAUUCUUGUAUCUUUCUUUACAACUUGGAUAUUCAUGAGGAUGAAGCUGCCAGGAUAUUUACAGAACUGA